This is a messenger RNA of Raphanus sativus (radish), 680 nucleotides long. RefSeq names its product protein MADS AFFECTING FLOWERING 5-like. The record is from RefSeq and is a predicted model, not a curated record. Gene Ontology annotation, biological process: regulation of transcription by RNA polymerase II. The transcript has 6 exons. Lineage: Eukaryota; Viridiplantae; Streptophyta; Magnoliopsida; Brassicales; Brassicaceae. Bases 123 to 680 code for a protein of 185 amino acids. Gene Ontology annotation, molecular function: protein dimerization activity; DNA-binding transcription factor activity, RNA polymerase II-specific; RNA polymerase II cis-regulatory region sequence-specific DNA binding.
AAAAAUAAAAAUGAAUAAAAAUAAAAGAAAAAGAAAAAGGAAAAACGUCCAGUGUCUCCGGCCAGCUACACAGGAAGACACUAGAAUCAAAUUAGGUGUAGUACUGGUCGGAGAGAUAAGCCAUGGGAAGGAGAAAAGUGGAGAUCAAACGAAUGGAGAACAAAAGCAGUCGACAAGUCACUUUUUGUAAACGACGCAAUGGUCUCAUGAAGAAAGCUCGUCAGCUCUCAAUUCUCUGUGAAUCCUCCGUCGCUAUUCUCAUAGUUUCCUCCACCGGGAAGCUCUAUAGCUCCUCCGCCGGGGAUAGCAUGGCCAAUAUUCUCAAACGUUAUGAAAUACAACAUGCUGAUGAACUUAAAACGGUGGAUUUAGCAGAAAAAAAUCGAGAUUAUCUCUCCCAUAAAGAGUUGCUAGAAAUAGUUCAAUGCAAGCUUGAAGAAGCGAAAAGUGGUAACAUAAGUGUAGAGUUCCUAAUUUCCCUGGAAGAGCAAUUCAAGAGUGCUCUGUCUGUAACUAGAGCUAGGAAGGCAGAGCUAAUGAUGGAACUUGUGAAGACCCUUCAGGAAAAGUUAACGCUCGGGUUUUAUUCGCCGUCUUGGCCACUAAGAAGUGAGAGAAGAGAAGAAGGUUUUGGCUACCCAACUUACAAAGUUACCAUCACUUAUGCUUCUAGAAGCUAA